Messenger RNA from Petromyzon marinus (sea lamprey), 2909 nucleotides. RefSeq lists its product as uncharacterized. The record is from RefSeq and is a predicted model, not a curated record. Gene Ontology annotation, molecular function: DNA binding. Gene Ontology annotation, cellular component: nucleus. Lineage: Eukaryota; Metazoa; Chordata; Hyperoartia; Petromyzontiformes; Petromyzontidae.
UGGGUGAGUGAGUGAGUGGGUGAAUGGUUGGGUGAGUAACACGGGCCAGAGAAGAGAUACAUAGAGCCCUAUAGAUAUACAGAGUCCCACAGAUAUACAUAGAGACCCAUAGAGACCCACAUGGAUAGUAACAACAGCGUGCAGUGUGUCAGUGCUUCGGCUUGGCUCGCAUCCAUCGUUCCGUGUUGAGUCGUGGAUGUUGGUGCAUCCACCCUCGUUUCCGAACACCCCUCCCCCCACCACCACCCCCCACGUUUCCCCCCUCCCCCUCCAGGGCGCGCUCCGUCUCCCGCGGGGAGGGCCCCGCUCAGAGCGGGGGGAGGCCACCGGCUGCUCCACGGCCCCCCCCCACCACCGUGGAGCCAGGAGGCCGUGGGUUCGAUCCCGAUUUUUCUCGAUCGCGCGAGGCUCCUCCGGCCUCACGGAGCGACGGAGGGGGCAGGAGGAGAUCUUCCCGGCCGUGAGAUGUCGCGUCGUAGAGGGGCCGACGAGCCCCGGGGACACCCUGCUGCUGCCGCUACUGGCCGGGCGGGGCCCUCGCCACCGGAGCCGUGCGCUGAGCAAACGGACGAAGCGGGGUCUGGGCACGAGGGCUGGCGGCCGGUGAAAACGGAGAGGGAGGAAGACUCCCCCGGCGACAACGCCGCUCGCAGAGCCGAGGUUCCGAUCAAGGAGGAGGAGGAGGAGAAUGUCGCGAGCGACGGGGGAGUCCCAGAGAGUCCGGCUACCGACGAUGACGGUGGCCGUGCUGGGAGGCGCGGAGAGGCACUGCGGCUAGCGUGGGGAGACCGGGCUGCUGCCAUUGCUGCUGCUGCUGCUGCUGCGGCUCCGACGGACACGGCGGAGAUCGAGGUGGUGGUGGAGGACGACGGCGACGGUUACCCCGCGGGCCUGGCGUUCUCGGCGGCGGCGGCGGCGGCCGCGGCGAAGAGGAAGCGCGUCGUGCUGACCAUCGAGCAGAAGUUCGAGAUCCUCUCGCGCAUCGAAACGGGCCACACGAGGGAGAGGAUCGCGGCCGACUUCGGCAUCGGCAAGAGCACCGUCACGUCCAUCAAGAAGGCGGAGGCGAGCCUCAAGUCGUUCGUCGAGUCCACCGAGUCCUUCACCUCCUGCAGGCAGCGGAAGAUCAUGCGCGGCGCCCAGGACCACCAGCUGGACAGCGCCGUCUUCACGUGGCUCGUGCAGCGGCGGAGCGAGGGCCUGCCCGUGUCCGGCCCCAUCGUGAGCGACAAGGCCAAGCAGCUCAACGCCAUCCUGGGCGGCGACCCCGACUUCAAGGCGUCGACCGGCUGGCUGAAGCGCUUCCAGCAGCGGCACGGCAUACGGCAGCUCUGCUGCGUGCGGGGCGGCCGGCUCCCCGCCGCGGCCGCCGCCGCCGCCGCCGCCGCGGCCGCUGCCGAGGCGGCCGAGGCGGAGGAGGAGGAGGAGUGGACGCGUUGCGACGGCAGAGGCGAGUCCGGCUACCGCAUCCUUGCGGACGAGGACAUCGACGCGCUGGUGACGGAGACCGAAGCGUCGGGGCGUGUGGCAAUGGACGAGGAGGAUGAUGAGGAGGAGGAGGAGGAGGGGGGCGUGGAGGGGGACUUCAAUGGCGAGGAGGAGGAGGAGGAGGUGGCGGAGGGCCCCGGCUGCGGCGUCUCGCACGCCGAAGCCGGCGAGUGCCUCCGGAGGGCGCUGCGCUGGCUGGAGCGGCAGCCCGAGGCUCGACCUCAGCAGCUGGCGCUGCUGCGGUCGCUGGUCGGCAUGGCCGCCGAGAAGGAGAGAUCGCCAUGCGGGCGGGCGAACGGAGAAGCGUUGACCAAAUAGAGAAAGGGACCCUUCGAUCCGUGGUUCGAUCCCCCCUCAACCUACCCUCGCCUCCCUCCGCCCCCCUCCGCCUCCCACGCCCCCCGACGAGGCUCGUCACGUUCAACCGAGGCGUUAUUAUUUAUUCGCGUGCCGACGAUCGUUGUAUUUAUCGAGGUUCCGACCAAUAAAGCUCCACCCCCCCUACCCCCCCCCUCCCGCCGCCCGUGCCCGGCGGCUUACAAGAACCGUUCCCUUGCCACGGAAUUCGGCGGCGUCAGACCCCAACAUCGAACCGAUGUCUCAUUUUCACAUCCACCACCACCACCAACUACUACUACUACGACUACUAGACACACACCGAGAGCGGCUUCGGCCGGGGGCGCUUCUUGCACCCGGAGCCUGCGAAGGACGACGUCAGCAACGGGGUGAUGUGGGUCGUCGCCGUGCGGAGACCCCGUGGGGUCACACCCCCUCCCCCCACGUGGACCCCGUGGGGUUCCCCCCCCCCCUCCCACGUGGACCCCGUGGGUUUCCCACCGCGUGCACUGUACACGGAUAGCCACGCGCACUGUACACGGAUAAGCGUGUGUGCUGUACACGGAAACUGCGCAAACUGUACACGGAAACCCACGUGCACCGUACAUGGAUAACCACGUGUACCGUACACGGAUGACCACGUGUACUGUACACGGACAGCCACGUGCACUGUACACAUAACUGCGUGUACCAUACACGGAUAACCACGUGCACUGUACACGGAUAACCACGUGUACUGUACACGGACAGCCGCGUGCACUGUACACAGAUAACCGCGUGUACCAUACACGAAUAACCACGUGCACUGUACACGGAUAACCACGUGCACCGUACACAGAUAACCACGUGCAGAGCACUGCCAUUUCUAUACGGAGGAAAUCCGAUGGCACUUCUUAACCCCCCAUUUAAAAGAUUGACACUGCAGCAACAUCCCUCCCUCUGGAUGCGACGAGUUGCAUUUGCCUAUUUCAUUUUCCAUUCUAGAUUUUUGAAGUUUUCGUGACUGCAAUGGUCCACACUCGUUUGCUUCUUUCGGUGAAGUCGCCGUACGUAGAGGAAAUAAAAGAUAAAAACAAUUAAAUAAA